UUCUUCCUUUGAUCAGUUCAGUGCUAUAUUCCUAGUUUACUCCAAACCCAUUAUACAUACAGAUUUAUAUAUAUAUUCCAACUAUUCUCCACAUCACCAGCCCCAUGGUUGCAUCAUCAUCCACCCCUCCCCUCUAUAUAUUCCUCAUCUCUCUCCACUCUUCACCCCUCCCCCUUAACCCUCUCUCUCAAACCGAAUUCCUUGUGCAUGUACCUGACAGAAUUAUGAGCUGCAACGGUUGCAGAAUACUCCGAAAGGGCUGCAAUGACAACUGCGUUCUCAGGCAAAGUCUGCAAGCAUUUGAGAGCCCUCAAGCUCAAGCUAACGCCACCCUUUUCGUGGCCAAGUUCUUCGGCCGAGCCGGACUCAUGUCCUUCCUUUCUUCUGUCCCUCAAUCCCACAGACCCGCACUGUUUCAAUCUUUACUGUUUGAAGCGUGCGGGAGGACUGUAAAUCCAGUGAAUGGGGCAGUGGGAUUGUUGUGGACAGGGAACUGGAACCUCUGCCAGUCGGCCGUGGACACGGUACUCCGCGGCGGCAUUCCGCGCUCCUUGCCGGAGUUUUCCGGGUUGGCUCAGUCGCCGGAGUUGGACGAAUAUAAUAACGAUGACUUGUACGGGUCACGAGAUUUGAAGGUUGGUAGUAAUGAUGAGAGAAGAGGCCUUGAUCUCCGAUUAACGGCGGGUUUUCCGGCUAGAAUGACGGGACGAGGGAGGUCAAAACGCAGGCCGGCUUCUCCGUCGGAGGAGUCGGAGACGACGACGAUGGAGAGUGGUUUUGUGUGUGGCCAAGAUUUAGUGGAAAAGGAGCAGGUGGGAUGUCAUGAAACGAAGCUUUUGAGGCUGUUCUUUUGAAGUAAUUGUAUCUCUUUCUUGUUGUGUUUUUAUAUGUCUUAGCGGCUGAAACGAUGAACAUCAAUCAGAUGAAAUUAUGAGAUUUAUGGGCAACUGAAAAAGAAGAGAUGAAAUUAAGUUGCCAUCAAACUUUUUCAUAUUCUUAAGUGUCACUUAAUUACCAUUGUGACUCUGAAUUAUAACAAACAA
Sesamum indicum (sesame) is the source of this 1043-nucleotide messenger RNA. RefSeq names its product LOB domain-containing protein 37. The record is from RefSeq and is a predicted model, not a curated record. NCBI's taxonomy places the organism in Eukaryota, Viridiplantae, Streptophyta, Magnoliopsida, Lamiales, Pedaliaceae. Gene Ontology annotation, biological process: regulation of gene expression.